Molecule: messenger RNA, 1077 nt
Organism: Castor canadensis (American beaver)
Lineage: Eukaryota; Metazoa; Chordata; Mammalia; Rodentia; Castoridae
Source: RefSeq, a predicted model, not a curated record
UGAUUACAACAACAUCAAGGCAGCCUAUGAGGCCAUGAAGAACGUGGCCUGCUUGAUCAAUGAGCGAAAGCGUAAGCUGGAGAGCAUCGACAAGAUCGCUCGCUGGCAGGUGUCCAUCGUGGGCUGGGAGGGACUGGACCUUCUGGACCGGAGCUCGGAGCUGAUUCACUCUGGGGAGCUGACCAAAAUCACUAGGCAAGGCAAGAGCCAGCAGCGAACCUUCUUUCUGUUUGACCACCAGCUGGUGGCCUGCAAGAAGGACCUGCUGCGCAGGGACAUGCUCUACUACAAGGGCCGUACGGACAUGGACGAGAUGGAGCUCGUGGACGUGGAGGAUGGGCGGGACAAGGACUGGAACCUCAGUGUGAGAAAUGCCUUCAAGCUCGUCAGCAGGACUACAGAUGAGGUUCAUCUGUUCUGUGCCAAAAAACAAGAAGACAAGGCCAGGUGGCUGCAGGCCUGUGCAGAGGAGAGGCAGCGGGUGCAGGAGGACCAGCAGAUGGGAAUGGAAAUUCCAGAAAAUCAAAAGAAACUCGCCAUGUUAAAUGCUCAGAAGGCAGGACAAGGCAAGUCCAAAGGCUACAGUGGAUGCCCCGUGGCCCCACCCCACCAGAACCUGCCACCCCUGCACCAGCGCCACGUCACCGUGCCCACCAGCGUCCCCCAGCAGCAGGUCUUUGCCCUGGCUGAGCCCAAGAGGAAGCCCUCUCUCUUCUGGCACACCUUCCACAAACUGGCCCCCUUCAGGAAGUGAGGCCGCCCUAGGCACGGCGAGGAGGACAUGUGUGUUUCUUGGGCUUUUGGGGAUCGAUGAAGGAGGGAAGGAGUUGGCUUCAUCUUCACCCCAGAGAUCCUUUAUGGGGUGGAGGAGAGAGCUCAGCACACAUGGCUUCAUCCUACACAGGGAAACCAGGAGCUCUCUGAGGGGCUGGGACCUGGGAGCCAAGGUCACGCUCUCCAGGGAACCCUGACAACAGGGACCAGCAUACUCCUGCUGUGCUUUCAGUCAGAGCGCCAAGACCUUCCUGUCCCUAAGGGAUAACUUGUUUGAGGACAGUCUCUGCAUUUGACUUUGAA